Messenger RNA from Arachis duranensis, 2007 nucleotides. RefSeq names its product CBL-interacting protein kinase 24. NCBI's taxonomy places the organism in Eukaryota, Viridiplantae, Streptophyta, Magnoliopsida, Fabales, Fabaceae. The transcript has 15 exons. Gene Ontology annotation, molecular function: ATP binding; protein kinase activity. Gene Ontology annotation, biological process: signal transduction; protein phosphorylation. The coding region runs from base 216 to 1556 and encodes 446 amino acids. The record is from RefSeq and is a predicted model, not a curated record.
UUCUCUUCUUUUUCUUCUUCUCCUCCUUCUUCUUCUUCUUCUUAUAGAUUGUUGGAGACUCGCAAUAUAAUAAAGUCUUAAACCUUUAAUUUUCCGUUAUUCGAAAGACGUUAGAUUAGCCGUUAGCGUUGUAGUUAAGCAGUUAAGCUUAAUCACGCACAUGCACUGGAAAUUUAGUUGAUAACGGAGGAGAUGCGAAUGAUCGUUGCCAAACGAUGAAGAAGGUGAGGAAUAAGAUCGGAAAGUAUGAGGUUGGUAGAACCAUCGGCGGAGGUACAUUCGCCAAGGUCAAAUUCGCCAAGAACACCGACACCGGAGACAGCGUUGCCAUUAAGGUCAUGGCUAAGUCCACCAUUCUCAAGCAUAGAAUGGUUGAACAGAUUAAAAGAGAGAUAUCCAUUAUGAAGAUUGUCAGACAUCCAAAUAUAGUUAGGUUGCAUGAGGUUUUGGCCAGCAAGACCAAGAUCUACAUAAUUCUUGAGUUCGUAAUGGGAGGGGAAUUAUAUGAUAAAAUUGCUCAGCAGGGAAAGCUUUCUGAAAAUGAUUCUAGGCGCUACUUUCAACAACUUAUAGAUGCUGUUGCUCAUUGUCACAAGAAGGGUGUGUACCACAGAGACUUGAAGCCUGAAAACCUUCUUCUUGAUGCAUUCGGAAACUUGAAAGUAUCUGACUUCGGAUUGAGUGCAUUGACAAAGCAGGGUGUUGAUGUUCUCCACACGACGUGUGGGACCCCAAAUUAUGUUGCACCUGAGGUGCUAGGCAAUCAAGGUUAUGAUGGUGCAGCAGCUGAUGUUUGGUCAUGUGGAGUCAUUCUGUAUGUUUUGAUGGCUGGAUAUCUUCCUUUUGAGGAGGCUGACCUUCCUGCACUGUACAACAGGAUCAAUGCUGCAGAGUUUGUUUGUCCAUUUUGGUUUUCUGCUGGGGCAAAGACAUUGAUACAGAAAAUUCUGGAUCCUAAUCCUAAAACACGGAUGAAAAUUGAAGAAAUAAGGAAAGAUCCAUGGUUCAGGAGAAACUAUGUUCCGGUCAGACUUAGUGAAGAUGUGGAAGUCAAUUUGGAUGAUGUUCAGGCAGUUUUUGACGAUAUUGAGGACAAAUAUGUUUCUGAGAAGUCAGAAAGUACUGAGGGAGGUCCUUUGAUAAUGAAUGCAUUUGAGAUGAUUACCUUAUCUCAAGGGUUGAAUCUUUCACCGCUAUUUGACAGGCGUCAGGAUUAUGUGAAGCGGCAAACCCGUUUUGUUUCACGUAAACCAGCAAGGGUUAUAAUUUCAUAUAUUGAAGCUGCUGCAGAGUCAAUGGGUCUUAAGGUCCAUUCUCGUAACUAUAAGAUGAGGCUUGAAGGAGUUGCUGCAAAUAAUGUUGCUCAAUUUGCAGUGGUUUUGGAGGUGUUUGAGGUUGCACCAUCACUUUUCAUGGUAGAUGUUCAAAAGGCAGCUGGUGAUACUCUCGAAUAUCACAAGUUUUACAAGAAUCUCUGUGGAAAAUUAGAAAGCAUUAUCUGGAGACCGAUGGAGCCAGCCCCAGAUUCUGGUAUGCUUCGACAAAUGACUGUAUGAUCCAGUUCUUGGGAAUAUGAUGGUAAUGAUAAAUUAGAAGAAAAAAAACACCGAAAGCUGCGGAUUGUGCUCCAUUAAUCUACCGAGAAAUGGCAUGUUCAUGGCCAUCAUAAGGCAAUGUACAGUUUGUAUGAUAUGUGUUGAGAGAGAAAGGGUGUCACUGUCAAAUAGAAGUGGAGAGCCCCUGCAUCAGAGUUUAUGGUUUUUGUUUGAUAUAAAUAGAAGCCUGUACUGAAGCUACCCCCACACAAUCAGGUUCUGGGAGAAUUGAUCUUAUAUAUAUUUACUAUAGAAAUAAUGAAACCCCCCUGUUGUUUUGCGUCCGUCCAGAGGUCUAUCUUUAAGAUGAACGAGAAGAUUCCAGAGAUUGACAUGAACAACAGAGAAUAUCAAAUGUCGAACUUCUGGAUUCUGGUGAUAUUCAAUUUGUUCUUCAAAAUUUUUUUUUUCA